Molecule: messenger RNA, 1016 nt
Organism: Hylaeus anthracinus
Lineage: Eukaryota; Metazoa; Arthropoda; Insecta; Hymenoptera; Colletidae
Product: prefoldin subunit 2-like
Exons: 3
Coding region: 268-702 (144 amino acids)
Biological process (GO): protein folding
Cellular component (GO): cytoplasm; prefoldin complex
Molecular function (GO): protein folding chaperone
Source: RefSeq, a predicted model, not a curated record
GUUCUUUUUAUGGGUGACACUAUAAAAUUGACCACGAGUAAAAUAAUCGAUAUUAUUUUAUUGAUUGAUCGAUAUUAAAGUGUCAUCGUUUAUGAAAAAUAAGGAAGACGAAUGUAGCUGUAAUAAAACUUUGUAAAUUAAACAAACGCAACAUAGUGAUUUUUAUGCGUAACGAUAUCAGACUUGAUUUAAAUCCAUUUAUAAAUACGCAUCAGAAGAAUUGCGAAUUUUACUUAUUGGAUCCAAGAGACCAGUAAAGCUUAUAAUAUGGCUAACUAUAGAAAAGCCGGAAAACCUUCACAAAAUGCGAAGCCUAGUGAAGAAACACUGUUAGUAUUUCAAAAAAUGUGCAAAGAUCAAAGAAUCCUAGCUAAUAAUUUAUCGGAAAUAGAAGCUGAACUGAAUGAACACAACAUUGCAAUUGACACAUUAAAACAUGUAGACCCAAAAAGGAAAUGCUAUGAACUGGCAGGAUCUGUUUUGUGUGAACGUACUGUAGAAAAUGUAAUGCCUGGAUUAAUAAAGAAUAAAGAAGAGCUAGUAAUAGUUAUAGAUGAUUUGACUGAUCAGUUAAGGGAAACAGGAAUUGAAAUAAACGAAUUUAAAAAGAAGCACAACAUUAAAAUCAGAGGACAACAGGAUUUACAACAAGAAGGUGAAGAUUCUAUGAAAGGAAAACGAAGCACAGUCAUUGUUUCCUAAUUUAUUUGCAUUUAAACCACUCUUUAACAUUUAUUCAUUUAACAUUUUUACAAAACAUUCUGUUAAUUAAAGUAAGCCAUAAAAGAGGAAAUAUUAUUUAAAAAAUAUUUUUAUUUGCUAUAAUUACAUUUUUCAUAUAAAAAUGGUAAUUUGAUAUUUCAUCUCUAUGACCUACAUUGUAGGUUCUAGAACUAUACCAAAAAUAAUUUACACACCAGUCAAUAUCAGCACACAUACUCCACAGUCUAAAACCAUAAUCUGCUGCUGAGAACAUUAUAUCUGAAUGUUUACAAUAAAUAUAUAUUUAUUUGAUA